Molecule: messenger RNA, 2575 nt
Organism: Bolinopsis microptera
Lineage: Eukaryota; Metazoa; Ctenophora; Tentaculata; Lobata; Bolinopsidae
Exons: 11
Coding region: 4-1752 (582 amino acids)
Biological process (GO): superoxide anion generation
Cellular component (GO): cytoplasm
Molecular function (GO): phosphatidylinositol binding; superoxide-generating NADPH oxidase activator activity; protein binding
Source: RefSeq, a predicted model, not a curated record
GAAAUGCCAAAGACAGGGGGUAAAGUACCCACCCGAUCAUAUGGGCAAAUUAUUGAGUUGGAGUUGAUAGAAGAUCUGAAGAAAGUGCACAAACCUAAGAAGCAGUUUGCUUAUCAGAUAGAUGUCACGUGGACUGAUAGUUCCACUCGUAGAGUUUACAGGUCCUAUGAUCAGUUGUACGAGCUUUACUGUUCGUUAACUGCUAUCACUAAAGACGGUGGCAUGGUUAAACUUCCUGAGCGAGCACAAGUUAAGUGGAAAGUGUUUCCUGGGGAGUUCGCCAGGGGAGGAAAACAUGAACUUGGUCGCCAAAUAUUCGAGCGCUCAACUACAGAAAGCUUUGCUCUGAAGCACCUUCCUCAUAUAAAGCACUUUGUUGAUUCGCUUCUCAGUAUUCCCACUUUCAUGCAGCAGAGUGAUCCGUUCCUUUGGUUUUGGGAGCCAAGUGUGGAUGAUUUGAAGAUAUUUGACAUUGAUAGGACGAUAGAAAAUAACCCUAAAUACCCGCAACCCUCCGCUACUGUGCUGAAAGGAGGAACUGUGAUCGUUAAUGAAGAUGAGCAGGAUUACAUUUGUGUGUGUACUGCACUUAAUCUGUUCUCAGGCACUAUGCCACCUGAACAUCAAGAUGAGAAGGGGCUGUCUGUUAAAGAAGGGGAUGUGAUAUAUGUCCUGAGAAUGUCAAACUGUCCGUCUGGAUUCUGGCAGGUGAGGAACGUGUUUGGAAGUGAGGGUCUAGUGCCAAUAACCUCACUCCGAGUGGAUCAGGACAUUUUGCAGCGCAAAAAGAGGCGCUCUCAACGAGUCCAGCAACAGAAGCGUCUAGAUAUGAUCAAAUCUGCAGAAAACCUAGCUGACAGAUCUAUGAGACUACAGCAGCAAAAACGACUGGAGAUGAUCAAAUCAGCGGAGAAUCUAGCAGAUAGGCGAAAGUCUAACAGACACUCCUCUGCGGCGCCCUUCUCCCCUCCAAUAUCACGAACUCUCCGUGAUUUGAACAACAGUAUAAUGAACUACGUGGAGCCGGCUCAACCCCAGUAUAGUAGACGGAGGUCAAAUAGAGUGCAAGCAUUCAACGAUACCAGCAUCAGGAGUGACACUCAGGCGACACACGAGCUGAUCAGGUCACUACAUGAAACUAGUCUCAUGCUACAAGACCGAAUGGCAAUGUCCGAGAUAGACAUGUCCAGAAAACGCCUGUUUGACGACUUCAGCAUCUCCUCCAGAAGCUCUGUUCGUAAUGACACGUACAGCACGGAGACUAAACCACGGUACUCACAAAAGUUCGAGCCGCGAUCCCGGGCCUCUUACAUAGUUAGAUCUCCUACCAAACGAGGUCCACGAGUUAGUGCAAGGUUCAAGAGGAUGUCUCCCUCCCCGAGCAAGCUUAUAUCACCUUGUAGGAAAGGUAUUAAGGGUCUCCGAGUUGCAGCUCCCUCGCCCUUAGCUGCGGGGGCCUCCCCAAGUCAGAACGUUACUUUCGAAAAGUCCCCUGGCACAGGGUUAAAACGGGCAGCUGAUAUCGAGCCAGAGAGCCCCUCCAAGAAAUCCUGCCUGGACGACAAUGACAGUGGCAACGGUACGGCUACCAAAGUAGAGGAGGAAGAACCAAAGGUUAGACCCAGAAGAAGGAGUGACAUUGCCCGGAGAGUUAGUCUGAGAUUGAAGCAGGUUUAUGGUUUAUCACCAGUCAGAAAACGAGUACCCAGGAGGCAGGUGACAACCUCUGCUAACCGGGCCACCUCCGGCUAGGGGGACACUCCUCCUUCUUCAACCAGGAGGAGACAAACAUGCAGCCACGUUAUCAACUUUGUGUUUUGAGAAGUUUAAAGGACUCUGGACUUCAUGCAUGGAAAAUACUAAUUUAUGAAUGUGUCCGCGUUUUUCUGUAAUCAGUGUAGCAUUUAUAUUUAUCCAGCUUGAUUUUGCCAAUGUAUGGACCGAUUGAAUUUAAGGGCAUAAUGGAAGACCCUGCCAUGCCAUCUAGAAAUUAUAUUAAAUGUUCACUACAGAACAACAGUAGUUGUCUUCCUGUCUUUGAUGGUGAAAAUGGUUAUCAAUUUUGGAGAACUAUAUUCGUUAGAGACUAACAAAAUAAAUAUUCAAAUUAACUCCAAUUUAUGUUAAAUUUUACCCUUUUAAAUUUUAUACAAUGAUUUAAUCGUUUAACCUUUACAAAUGAUAUGUUGUUAUUUAAGUUUAUUUUGUAGAUGGUUGCCGAUCUAACUUUUGCCAAAAAUCUCCUGACAAUUGACAAAUUUUUAUUAACCGUGGUUUCUGCACAAUCUGACUCUGACAUUCAAUUUAAGCUAAUCAUUGUCCAGGUAACGAAUUAAUUUACAAAUUAAACAUGGGUGGCGCUUGUAUUUCUCGCAAACAUUACUUAAAACAACCCAAGACUGACUUAUGAUCAAAAGUUAAAAACAUAUCCAGUCACCACGGUUAAUCCUAGCUUCUUUUUUUCAGGUUGUUAAAGCUUUUAUAUUUGACGUUUCAAUUAAAACCCUUGUUUGUUAUUAAAAGGAAAAGUUGUAAGAUAUGAAUAAAUUAGCAGGUUCAUUAGUUUUAGCUGUGA